AUGGUGAGAGUCUCGCUGCUAUGGGAGGCCCCUGAGGUCAACCCGAUCAACCACAAGGCACGCUCCGUCCCCAUUUUGAAUGUCAUCAACAUGUAUGGGCGCGUCUUCUUUUUCUCGUGGUUCGGAUUCUUCAUCGCCUUCUGGUCAUGGUAUGCCUUCCCACCAUUGACCACCGUCACCAUCCGCCGAGAGUUCGGCAUGACUCAAGCCGAUGUCGGCAACGCCAACAUCGCAGCACUGACAGGCACCCUCCUCGUCCGCUUCAUGGCCGGCCCGGCCUGUGACCGCUGGGGUCCACGCUGGACCUACAUUGGCAUCCUAGCCAUGGGCUCAAUCCCAACUGCCCUCUCCGGUCUGGUCCGUAACGUCUCUGGCCUCAUCGCGAUCCGAUUCUUCGUCGGCGUCCUUGGCGGUACCUUCGUGCCGUGCCAGGUCUGGAGUACAGGCUUCUUCGAUAAGAAUGUCGUGGGUUCGGCCAAUGCGCUCAUUGGCGGUUGGGGUAAUGCUGGUGGUGGCAUUACUUACUUCCUGAUGCCGAUGAUUUAUGAUUCUUUGAAGGCUGAUAUGGGUCUUACGUCUCCUCAAGCCUGGCGGGUGGCUAUGAUUGUGCCGUUUAUUCUGAUCACAGCGACGUAUCUGGGUAUGAUCUUCCUGUGUCAGGAUACCCCGACUGGGAAAUGGAGCGAGAGGCACGAUGCUGCCCGUCACCAGCUCGCUGCUCAUGGAGUGCAAACGUCGGUCCUUGACGGGACGCCGCCCGUUGACUCCUCUGAGCCUUCGAGUGGUACGGCUACUCCUCGACGUGAUGAUGAGAAGAAGCGUGCUGGCGAUCAGAUGGCGAAGAACGACAUCGAGCGCGGAAGCACCCGCCGCAGCAGUACAGCUUCAGCAGGCAAGGAGGCCAAGAUGUCGCAAGACGAAAUGAUUGCGACGGCUCGUGGUGAGGUCGUCGUUGCGCCGACGUUCAAGGAGGCUUGUAACGUGUUCUUCUCGUUGCAAAUGGCUUUCCACGCCUGCACCUAUGUUUGUUCGUUUGGUGGAGUAGGUCUUCCCCUUGCCCCAGACCCUGGCUCAGACGCAGCUGCUGACUUCAACCAGGAACUAGCCAUAAACUCCUACCUCGCAUCCUACUACCUCCGCAACUUCCCCUCCCUCGGCCAAACCCACGCUGGCCAAUGGGCGUCCAUGUUCGGCCUCCUCAACGUCGUCACGCGUCCGUUGGGCGGUAUCAUCUCUGAUCUCCUAUACCGAAAGACACACUCACUGUGGGUCAAAAAGGGCUGGAUCGUCUUCGUCGGCGUCAUUUCGGGAGCAUUCAACAUUGCCAUCGGCCUCACGGACCCGCGCGACGAGGCUACCAUGUUUGGGCUGAUCGCCGGGAUGGCGUUUUUCCUUGAAGCAGGUAAUGGGGCUAAUUUCGGGUUGGUGCCGCAUGUAUACCCUCACGCCAACGGGAUUAUCAGUGGCUUCACCGGAGCUGCUGGUAAUUUGGGUGGUGUCAUAUUCGCGAUCUUGUUCCGGUUCCACGGCAGUGAGUACCAGGAGAGUUUCUGGAUUUUGGGGAUCAUGGUGAUUGGAUUCAACCUGGCUUUCUGCUGGGUUCGACCUAUUCCGAAGGGCCAGGUUGGUGGGCGGUGA
Molecule: messenger RNA, 1638 nt
Organism: Cyphellophora attinorum
Lineage: Eukaryota; Fungi; Ascomycota; Eurotiomycetes; Chaetothyriales; Cyphellophoraceae
Product: Nitrate transporter
Exons: 2
Coding region: 1-1638 (545 amino acids)
Biological process (GO): transmembrane transport
Molecular function (GO): nitrate transmembrane transporter activity
Source: RefSeq, a predicted model, not a curated record